Molecule: messenger RNA, 474 nt
Organism: Glycine soja
Lineage: Eukaryota; Viridiplantae; Streptophyta; Magnoliopsida; Fabales; Fabaceae
Exons: 1
Coding region: 1-474 (157 amino acids)
Source: RefSeq, a predicted model, not a curated record
AUGAAUAGAGUUUUUCACCCUUACCUUGAUAGUUUUGUGGUAGUAUUCAUAGAUUAUAUUUUAGUAUACUCCAAGACUAGAGAGGAACAUGAAGAACCUCUGAGGAUUGUGUUGCAUACCCUUAAGGACCGACAACUCUAUGCUAAGUUGUCCAAGUGUGAGUUCUGGUUAGAGAAAGUUGGUUUCCUAGGGAAUGUGAUAUCUCAAGGGGGUAUAGUUGUGGAUCCCUCUAAGAUAGAAGUUGUUCUUAAGUGGGAGAGUCCUAAGUUUGUUUUUGAGAUUAAGAGUUUUUUGGGCUUAGCAGGAUAUUACCGGAGAUUCAUAGAAGGUUUUUCCAAGUUGGCUCUACCUUUAACUAAACUGACUCGUAAGGGUCAAGCUUUUGUGUGGGAUACCCAAUGUGAGCAUAGUUUCCAGAUCCUUAAGGAAAGAUUGACGACCGCUCCAGUGCUAGUUUUGCCUAACCCGAGAUAA